CAUAUCUUGCUAAAACUUUGCGACGGAACGCACAAGGAGAAAAAAGGCGACGAGGUGAGGAAGAGACGUUUAAUCAUCGGAGCGGCACGGCUGAUUUUGUAUGAAUCAAAACCCAGCCAGGUAUCGCAUCGCCGAACGCAGCGCUCGCAUGACUUCACUGCUUUAAAACAUUGCGUUACGACUGCGACGAUACAGCGCAGCCACAACGCCCGUGUUUUUGAGUCUUGGAAGUUCCAGUACAAUCUUAGACAAGUAGGUAUAUCUCUGACUACAAUACUGAAUAUCAUCAUCAUCACGUCCCCACUGCUGGGGCACGGGUCUCCUUCCAAUGAAGGAAGGAUUUAGGCCUAGUCCACCACGCUGGCCUACCUAACCUACCUAAUGAAGAAAGGUGGGUGCUACAAUAAACUGCCUACUCUGCUACUAAACAAAAGUGGGUCCAGCAAUGCACUACCUACCCUGCUAAGGUGUACACUCGAACAAGGCAAGAACUGCCUACCCUGCUUCUAGAGAAAAGUUGGUGCAGCAAUGCACUAUCUACCUAUUCUGCUAGGGUGUACUGACUCUAGAACAAGCCAUGUGCGUGAAAGACGAAGCUUUGAAUAUUUUCAUGAUUUUGUUGGUCGGCUCAGCGACGGAUAGCGGAAUACAAGGAACUUAAGUACUUCUCUAACGAGAAGACGGAAUCAGAAGUACGACAAGGCGGAAUUACCAUUUACUAUUAUUAUUCUGAGAUACCAACAAACCUUUUGUGUCGUUAUAGAAUGUGUCAUUUUAGUAUCAUCUGUGGCUGUGAUGUCACUGUCUGUCUCCUGUCAAUACUGUCACUUGUGUCAUUGUGUCAGCUGUUUGCUAUAUCGCCGUCAUUUUAUUUUUAUUUGUGAUUUUGAGGUGAAUUUACGCUAAAAAUAAAAACCAGUAGGUAUAGUUUAUUUGAAGGGUUAAAGUCCUCAAAACAGGAAAGUAGAAAAUAAUGCGCUCAAAAUGAGAACCCGCAGCAAUUCUGGGGUCCGAUUGGACUAUUACCAAAGGGUAGUGCACAAGCUUAUUUUGGAUCAUCAGCAACCUGUGACCGGGUUGUUUCCAGCCAGUCCUGAUAACGACCAUGCCUGGAUCAGAGACAACCUGUACUGCAUACUGGCAGUAUGGGGGCUUUCCAUGGCUUUUAAGAAGAUAGCCGAUCAAGAUGAAGACCGCGCUAAAACGUACGAGUUGGAGCAAAGUUGCGUGAAGUUAAUGAGAGGUCUUUUGAUGGCCAUGAUGCAACAGAAGCAGAAAGUAGAGAAAUUCAAAUCUACACAGAAUCCAUUGGACUCUCUCCAUGCUAAAUACUCCUCUGCCACCGGCCGCACAGUGGUGAAAGACGAUGAAUGGGGUCACCUGCAGAUUGACGCAAUCUCUCUCUACCUGCUCAUCCUCGCACAGAUGACCGCUUCCGGUCUCCAGAUUGUAUUUGUGCUUGAUGAGGUAGCCUUUAUUCAGAACCUAGUGUUCUACAUUGAGUCUGCAUACUGCACUCCCGACUAUGGCAUCUGGGAAAGAGGAGACAAGACCAACCACGGCCUGCCUGAGCUGAAUGCCAGCUCCAUUGGCAUGGCUAAAGCAGCUUUAGAGGCCAUGAAUGAGUUAGACCUAUUUGGUGCCCGAGGAGGGCCUUCCAGUGUCAUUCAUGUUUUAGCUGAUGAGGCACAGAAAUGCCAGGCUGUUUUGCAGUCAAUGCUGCCUAGAGAGUCAAACAGCAAAGAGCUAGACUCAGGUAUCCUGUCCAUCAUAAGCUAUCCAGCAUUUGCGGUUGACGACCCACAGUUGAUAGCGAGUACCAGAGAAGCCAUAAUAGCCAAGCUGCAAGGGAAGUAUGGAUGCAAGAGGUUUCUCAGAGAUGGACACAAAACUCCACGGGAGGAUCCAAAUAGAUUAUACUAUGAGCCAUGGGAGCUGCGGAUGUUUGAGAAGAUCGAGUGUGAGUGGCCUCUGUUCUUCUGUUACCUGAUCCUGGACUACUGCUUCCAAGGGGACAAGAAGAAUGUGGUGGACUACAUGGGGCGGCUGGAGCAGAUCAUGCUGAGGAAGGAUGACGGGAUCAAGCUGGUGCCGGAGCUGUAUGCGGUGCCGGCGGACAAGGCCGACCUCGAGCAGCAGAAGCCUGGCUCUCAGGAGAGGAUCCCACUUGGCAGAUGCCCAUUUAUUUGGGCACAGUCUCUGUAUAUUCUUGGGAAAUUACUGCAAGAGGGCUUCCUCGCCGUGGGUGAGCUAGACCCGCUAAACCGGCGGCUCUGCAGCGAGAAGAAGCCGGACGUGGUGGUGCAGAUCGUGAUCCUGGCGGAGGACGCGGACAUCCGGGACAAGCUGCUGGAGCACGAGCUGCACGUGCAGACCAUCGCCGAGGUGGCGCCCGUCGAGGUGCAGCCGGCGAGGGUGCUCAGCCAUCUUUACACGUAUUUAGGCAGAAACAAAAAGCUGGGUCUAUCCGGGAGGAAGUCCCGUGACGUCGGCAUACUGAGCACAAGCAAACUGUACUCUCUCAACGACCGCAUCUUCGCAUUCACACCACAGUUUUCUGAUAUGAAACGGUUCUACAUAGCAUCCGAUUACGAGUUGAUGGUCGACACCCUAAAGGCCGAGAUAAACUUCCUGAAAUCUUCAUGGCAAAACCUACUCGGGAGGCCUUUAGUCGUGUUGACUCUAAACCAAAUGUAUUUAGACCACGGAAAAAUACCAAUGGCUCUUAUAACCACGAUGAAGAAGCUCAAGUCUGGCUACAUCAACGGCACUCGGGUGACGCUGGGCAAUCUCGGGGACUUCCUCAACACUUCGGCCAUAACCGACUUGAGCUUCUUGGGAAGUCAGGAAGACGGGUAUCCUGAUAAGCUAAACCCUCAAGUGCAGAGCUACCUCGAACAGCAUCUCCUCAAAUCCUUCAGCAACAAGGUCUCUGUGCUGUCGCACCGCGGCGGGGCGCCCGCGCGGGGGCUGCGCCGGCGCAUGUCCGUCCGGGGCGCCAUCAAGAAGACUAGGAGCAUUAAUGUUGAUUCGGAGACCCUCGGCAUGGAAGGCGAGUACGUGGGUCCCCAGCUGGAGCGCAAGCCGUCGUGGCUGGACGCGCCGCGGGCAGACCCUGAUGAUGCCAGGAAACCCAUCAACAGGGGAACAUCGACGACUAAUCUAGGCGUGGCUCCGAAUCCCACGAUCAAAGUCACCGAGGACUCUAAAGAUAAAUCACCCACACCACCUGGAGAGAAAGGCCUAAUAAACAAGAACUUACCCACCGUCCGAACCCGCACCACCUCCGAAUCCCAAGCUUCCCUCUACGCGGCGCAAGAGCUGGACGAGCUAUUAGCCAUGCUGCGCGAGACGGAGUCUCUGGACGAGCAGGGGGACAUCCUGCAGCACCUGGUGGACACGCACGGCCUGGACCUCAACACCGGAAUGACAGAAAAUGGCAAGAUCGUCAGCGUGAAAGACCUACUAAAAGCCCUAUACGAGAAAGCUUGCUCGCAAAAACUUUGGGGUUUAGUCCGCCAUACUGCCGGCAUGCUCGGCAAAAGAGUGGAAGACUUGGCCAAGGCAGUGACAGAUCUGUUGGUGAGGCAGAAGCAGAUCACAGUGGGAAUGCCGCCGAAUAAUGAACAUACCAUCACUGCGCCGCUACCCGAGAAUGAGUUGAGGCAUCUUAUUCAUUUGGCCUACGGCGACGACGAGUCCACCGCCAUGCUGACCCAGGAGCUGCUGGUGCACCUCGCCAUGUUCAUCCGCACGGAGCCGCGCCUGUUCCUCGAGAUGCUGCGCCUGCGAGUCGGCCUCAUCAUCCAGGUGAUGGCCACCGAGCUGUCUCGCACAUUAUCCUGCGACGGUGAAGAGGCCUCCGAGCAUCUACUGAACCUCUCUCCCUUCGAGAUGAAGAAUCUACUGUACCACAUACUGAGCGGGAAGGAGUUUGCUAUUAAUAGCGCGAACUCCCUCUCAGUAAUAAAGGAUAGGAUUGAUAAAAGCCGAGGUCGUGGAAACUUCUCGAUCGUGAGCAACAAAUCGAACAGAUACGGGAAGAAAUCUCAGAUCAUCCUCGACGGACAGUCUCUGCAGGGCAACAUUGAUGAUGCGCCGAUAUCGGAGCCGGACCGGCAGGGGCAGUGGCUGCGGCGGCGGCGACUGGACGGUGCGCUCAACCGCGUGCCCCGCGACUUCUACUCGAGAGUGUGGGCCGUGCUGGAGAGCUGCCAAGGCCUCGUCAUCCAAGGCAAGAUCCUCCAACCGAACCUAACCCAAGAGAUGACAUCAGGCGAGCUGAAGUUCGCUCUAGCCGUCGAGACAGUCCUGAACUCAAUACCCCAGCCAGAAUACCGUCAGCUAGUGGUCGAAGCGCUUAUGGUGUUGACUCUGGUGGUUGAGCACAAGGUGGUUAAUUCACUGGGAGGGCUGAUGCAGGUGGAGGAGUUGGUUCACACGGCGAAUCAGAUCUUUCUGGAUGAUCAGAUGAAGUGCAACGGCGACGCGACCCUUUGCUGUGCUAAGCCCGCCCCCGACACCACCACCCUGCUCUGCGGGGGCGCGGCGGGCGUGUGCCAACAUCUGUAUGACAGCGCGCCGAGUGGCAGCUACGGGACCAUGACGUACCUGGCGCGAGCCACGGCUAGGCUGCUACAGCCAGACCGACCGGUGGAAUGUACUGUCACGUAGGGACCACAGGAAUGUACAGCUGC
This is a messenger RNA of Plutella xylostella (diamondback moth), 4697 nucleotides long. RefSeq names its product putative phosphorylase b kinase regulatory subunit alpha. Gene Ontology annotation, molecular function: calmodulin binding. Gene Ontology annotation, biological process: glycogen metabolic process. The record is from RefSeq and is a predicted model, not a curated record. Gene Ontology annotation, cellular component: phosphorylase kinase complex. NCBI's taxonomy places the organism in Eukaryota, Metazoa, Arthropoda, Insecta, Lepidoptera, Plutellidae.